AGAUGGAAAAAUCAAAUCCAACAAAAAAAUAAUAAUCAAAAAAGCCAACAAGUAUAAUUGUGUGGCUCUAAAUUUGCCUCUUCACUACCACUCAAUAUAAACCAAACUAAGGCUACAAAAUUUACAACAACUCCUCAUCUUCAUAAACCACACACACACAUAAAAAAAAUCUUAUAACAUAAUAUUGUUGAACCCCUUAGCUCCAUUAUCACUUCAACAUUCAAGAAUAUUAUUCAAAAAAAAAAAAAGUUGUGAUUAUUAUUUUUUUGUUCAAUGGCAAUAACAACUUCAAUUGCAACAACAUCAUUUUCUUCCUGUGUUAGUGGUGAAGAUUAUGGUAUGUUAACUAGGAAAGUGCAACCAUUGGUGAAUGCUGGAAUGGGAAAGGCAGUGAGAUCAAGGCCAAUGAUGGGGAAUGUUAAUGCAGGCAAAGGAAUAUUUGCACCAAUUGUUGUUGUCACUAGGAAUAUUGUUGGCAAGAAAAGGUUUAAUCAACUUAGGGGUAAAGCUAUUGCUUUACACUCUCAGGUAAUCACAGAGUUUUGCAAGUCAAUAGGAGCAGAUCAGAAGCAAAGGCAAGGAUUGAUCAGAUUGGCAAAGAAGAAUGGUGAAAGACUUGGAUUUCUAGCUUGAUGGUUCACAUAAAUACCAUUUGCCAAAUGGUAAAAUGUGUAAUGAUCAAAUAGCUUAUAGCCUUUUGUGUAAUUGAAACAAAUCAAUCAGAUACAACUUAAUUAUCUGUAAUAUUCAAAACAUACAUAUAUAUAUAUAUAUAUAUGCUUUGUAGUCUA
This is a messenger RNA of Capsicum annuum, 791 nucleotides long. Its product is annotated as protein PROTON GRADIENT REGULATION 5, chloroplastic. Gene Ontology annotation, cellular component: chloroplast. Gene Ontology annotation, biological process: photosynthetic electron transport in photosystem I; response to high light intensity. The record is from RefSeq and is a predicted model, not a curated record. The coding region runs from base 274 to 633 and encodes 119 amino acids. NCBI's taxonomy places the organism in Eukaryota, Viridiplantae, Streptophyta, Magnoliopsida, Solanales, Solanaceae. Gene Ontology annotation, molecular function: electron transfer activity. The transcript has 2 exons.